Amoebophrya sp. A120 is the source of this 14847-nucleotide messenger RNA. The record is from the annotation of a GenBank genome assembly. NCBI's taxonomy places the organism in Eukaryota, Dinophyceae, Syndiniales, Amoebophryaceae.
UGAGUCUAUGUGUCCAGUGCAUAUUCAGGACGAGGAUUUGUUGUUUUUCGUGUGAUUAAUUUGAAGGAAGUUUUGGUUUGUGAAAGACACAGCUGUUGCGAUACGCGAAAAUCCUGCUCACAGUUUUACCGUUUUGCUUAAAACAUCCCUUACCCGUACCCGAUUUUGAAUUUUGUAUUUCCCAACCACGGUAAUUAGGCUGUCUAAAGUAUUAUUCAGCUUCUCUCGUCACGAAAAUGAUGGCAAAAGCUUCCUCACGGCUGCCACGUGUUGGAUCACUCGCGGUUCGGCUGGUAUUUUUUCUGACACUCGCAGAAGAUUACUACUACACGAAGAACGUGGACGCGUUAUUUUUGUCCCGACCUACUCGGAAGACGUUUGCUGAAUUGGAAGACGAAGAGCUGGAUAAGCUCGACGAUUCUUCAGAGAAAGCAUAUGAAGAAGUCGUUGGAGACAGCAAGACCGAGAAGAGGAACAAAAAGUUCAGCAGCGGCCGUCCGGCCAGUGCACCAGAUGUUGAACGGGAAUCUAGUACUGCCUCUGCAGAUGAAAAGUCGAAGUCCUCGUCCUUUCUGCAUAAGGGAGUGGAAGUACUAAAACACGACAGCAGGGGAAGAAGAACAGCACGCGAUGAAAAAAGAGCUGCGCCAGCGGUUCUACUAGAACAAAGGGUACACCGCGAGAACCACCAGCAGCGCGCCGGUGCUUUGCGGUUACAGAGACUAGAAAACUCGAGGGGUACUACCGCAAGAACAGCAACAAGCGCAGGAGAUGAUCUUCACGCUGGUUUCAGCUCCAAGCUGAAAAAGCUGUCCGACCGAGGACCCCAUGAAGGUGGUCGUGGACCUUGGCGGUCCCCGCUUGCAUCAAGUCAGUCUGUGACCCCCUCCGUGCCGGAUUUUGUGGACCCUGUGGGGAUUAGAGCGGAGGAUGCGACGAGCAGUGCCUGUUGUGGAGGCGGUGAGGAUGUUGAACAAAAGGAGAGCACCAGUGGUGCCGCGUCGACAAACACGGAUGGGACGAGUGAUGGUCUCGCAAUGAGAGAUUUCCAACGGAACCAGGGCGAAGAAAUGCUGCACGGAGGUCUCGAGGUGACCAAGGAGGCGCGGGAGUGCCACGUGGUCGCGCCGAUCUACAGCAAACCCGGGCGGUUCGAGGUGCGUAGCGCCGCGGUCGACAAGUUGGUUUGGCUCCGCCAGCCGGAACGCACAGCGGCUGUGAAUUUCAGUAGCCACGAAUUCCGCGGCGGUAAGCACAACGGGGCCCUGGUGCACCCCGACGGAGGAACAUCAACAUCAUCUUCCGCAACCUCAGUUGGUGUUCUGGGUACUAGUAGAAAUGGCUUGCUCACAUCUCACGACGAUAGUUUGCUGGUGGCCGGGGGGGCUGUGACGCUAGACCAGGCGAACCAAGCAGGGGUAGAGCAACAAGCGCCAGGUGUUGGAGGAACAACGUCGUUGAACUCUUUAUCGGACGAAGAGCUGGCAGCGAGAAUCCAGACGCUGGUAUUGAACAACGGCUUAGGUAUGGGCACGAUUACCCUGUCCACAUCAGAAGAACAACAAGAAGGCGGCGGUGCCUCGUCGGCUCCCAUGACUGUGGGGGACGUUGAUAUUUUUACUCAUGAGGAUUAUAAUCAAGCCCCGCGCUGGAGGGUGGAAGACGAGGAUGAUGUUGCUCUUCCUGAUCUUCGGCCACAGACGCUCGCGAUCGCGCCGGGACAACGUCCACAACAUCUCGAGCCACCUCGAGGUCUACAACCGGCCCCGCUCGAACGACAACUGCAUAAUUCUGGAGUGAGCGAGGAGACGCGGAGCACAGCUGGCGAAGGAGAUGAACGACUCGCGCCAGGUGGUCUCGCAGAAGUGGACGCAUCAAAUGGCUCCGCCAAACCGAGCGGGAGCCCAGACUCCGCAAGUUCCGGGAACAAACAACCGCAGUCGUUCAACACACUAGCCCUAUUGAGGAAAACUGCCGAGGAGGAAUCCGGGGUGCUAAAUUCGGCUCCGGUGGUCGGAGGAGGUGGUGAAGAUACUGAAGUUGAUACUACAACGACCAGAAAAAUUCCUCCGGCAGAUGCUUCUGCGACUCCCCCUGGCGGUGGUGCAGCUGCCGAUGGUGCAGACCACAGGCAGGAGGCUUUUUUGCAGUUGGGGCUGCACGACCAGCGCUCAGGGCGGACGGACCAACCAUUUCCGUCCGCGGGAACGAUACCUUAUUCCAGCAGGGAUGGUUUCGUCGACCAAGUGUCAUCCUUUUUGUCUGGUGCUUCUAGCAAGAACAGUAAGAGCAGCCAAAUAUUGAAUUUGAUGAGAGUGAAGCCAGUGAAUUCCACUGUUUUUCUGCACGACUUCGCGCUACUGAUGGAAGAGGCGGACAAGCGAAGAUUGAACUGGCAAGAAAGGUCGUGGACAUCUUCAAAUUCUGUCUCCUCUACUUCUGGAAAAAAAGAAACCACAGGACGAGCAGGUCGGGGUGGCGCGGCCUAUGAUGCGCGAGGACUUGUUCCGCCCGCGCCGCCAGGUGAGUAUGGCGAGCUUAGUGGCCCCGAACAGAGUACAACUUCUAGCGAAGCAAGAAACUCUACGCAGCUGAUUUUCAGCUCCAGGGCUCAUCUGAUCGGAACAGACAGCCAGUUGUCUACACUACAACAGCAACAGGCAGGAGCCUCGGUGAAUCCGAACGCGCCGUCGGUGUUAGUGGCUUAUGCCUUGGACGGUCGUUAGCAUACAGAAGGGUGAAUUUGCAGUGAAUUUGUAUUGCAUGACUUGCAUUCACUUCAAAAGAGAAGUGCGCUGCGUAAAGGGCUGGGCACGAGCCCAAGCAGCUCACGCAGCGUGAAGGGCUGCUCGGUGCCAGGUGGCACUUGCAGCACCGAAAGAAGUAGUGGUAGGUCUUGCUGGGGCCCGCCGGACUGUGUAGUGCAUAUGUAACCAAAGAGUGUGGGUCGUGGGGCUCUUGUUCAUCUGCGCGUCUGCCUCAGAAGUUCCUCUCCGGAAUGGUCGGGAGGGAGGGCGACGCCUGAACACAGGGGCACUAGUUCAACACGUGCGCUCUCACGAGUUGUGGUUGUGGCUUGGAAUUGGAUAUCUGGGAGUAGCCUCGGGUGGAAAGGAAGGCACGACUCGGCUACGGGCACUAGCUUGCUUGGCCUGGUGUGCUCGGCUUACAACUCCCCAGGCGUGUUUUUGCCCCCGGAGCAAGUCUUUUUCGAGGUGGCUCUCAGGUCAAGAAUUCUCUUGGUGAAUUUUGAGGCUUUUUGUUUUUGCGACACUUUUUUGAAGCCCCCAAACCCGGAGUUUCUCACGCGCUAGCGAAUUUUGAAAAGGAGCCGGAGGCCAAAAUUCACCGGCGCCCUUUUCAAAAUUCACCCCAAAAUUCACCGGGCGCCCAUUUUCGACCGUGAUAAGCAAACUUUAGCGCAGAAAAGUGCUCAAAAAAGUGCACAGAUAGGCCAUGAGAAGGAACGCAAAGGGGGAAAAAGCGUAGUCCUCUGCUGCCCUAAGCCCGCCUGUAUUCUGCUGAAAAUGCCGCAAGAUUUCACGCGCCUGCCGGGAAAAUGCGUCAAAGCUCUCGGCCGGGUCCUUUCGUCCUUGCCUGCCUUCUUGCUUAGUUGUAUGCGCUUCGCAGCCUUUAUUUCUGGCGUCUUUGCCGCGGCUGCUGCAGUGCUCUUCUGCGAGAACCCGGAGGCGCAAAAACCUGCCCAAAGAACGGCGCCCGGGCCAUGUCCUCUGGCUGCCCACUGCACAAAUGCCCGCGGCUGCUGCGCGGUGCAGGGCCUUCUACUUCCCAGAACAGGGCCAAGAGGGACAAUGUCCCGGCGGGCUCAACUGCAAUUUGGCAUGCAAAAUUCACUACAAAUUCACCACUUCUCAUGCUAACGGGUGUUAAAGCUCUAGUCCCUGGCAGAAGUGAUUCCGAACGCGCCGUCGGUGUUAGUGCACGUGUCGGAGACUAUUACAAUGAAAAAUGCCCCCACCCCCGAACUUGGGAGCAUUUGUAUUGCAAACCUUUCCAAAUGAAACAUUCGCCCUCUUGCAUCUAUCUGCAUCACAGGUUUUCAAUCGUGAAUAGCAAAAAUUUGCAUUGCAAAAGACCCCAGCAAGAGCGGCACUUGUCAUGCAAGCGAUGUGAUACACGCCUACUUUCUGCAUCAGAAAGAUUCAUACUCCUUUCAUGCAUGACAAAAAGUUUUCAUUUGGAAACUUCGCAUCACAAAUUUUUGCAAUUUAGGGGUGGGGGGCACUUUUCCCUGUAAUAGAGACCACCGCAGUGGACAAGAAUCCCCCCAAGACCCUGGAAGACCUGCAGGAAAAGGACCGGGCACGGGCGAUUAUUAAGAGGAAAAAUCCCCCCUCCCCAUAUUAAAAACGCACUCGUCUGAAAAUUUGUGAUGCAGAUUUGAGGUCACAAAUCCUGUCUGUCUUGCGGGAAGGCAAAGCCCGAGAGUCCGCCGCAUUAUGCCGGCGGUUUGUGAUGCUGUUGGGCUUACAGAGCCGAUAUCUGUCAUGCUAGUCCCCUACGUCAAAACCUCGCGACCCAGGCUUGGCAUAUGCCUGCAGUCCUCUCCAGCAAGACAGACCUGAUUUGUGUACGCAGAUCCAGCGUCAGAAACUUCGUUUCGAUAUGGGGAGGGGGGAUUUUUCCCUUUGAUAGCGACGGAGAUGAACUCCCAAGCGCAGUACGACUACGCGGAGGACGGGUCGUUGUUGGACUACAUGCACAGCAGUCAAUCGGUAGAAAUAUCCGAGAUUAUUCCGGCCGGCGAAGGAGCGACCAACGUGACGGUGCCAUUCGCAGUACCGUACGGGAACAAAGCUGGUGAAACUCUACUGGGAAAUAAGAAAAUUCCAAACAAUGAAACUACAGACGGUCGUGAACAAGGUUUAUCACUAGAGCGACUGAAAGCAAGAGAGAUGAACAAGAUGCCGCAGCUUCUGCAGAGUUCCGCUGAAUUUUCUGGAGCCCCCGGAAGUAGUCGGUCCUCCUCGUCUUCUCCCGACGUCGAGGCCGCGGAGCAAGGCGUGCUCGCCCACCGCUACCACAUGGGACAAGGACACUACUACAACAGUUUCGCGGAUGCUGAGGAAGAAGGCCGCAGCCGGCGGCGGUGGCUGCCCACGGACUUCAUGGUGUUUGGGGAUCCACAACUGAAGCCCGAGGACUGGCGCGACAAGCAGGCCCUGGGGCAGAGCGUGUACGUCCAGGUGGUAGAUGGGCGGUACGUUUCGGGGAAGAACCCCGUGCCCUGCCGCACGCUGUUUCAGGUGGACUGCGACGCCGCCAGCCCCAUCAACCGCGCCUCGGCGGCCGGGUUCUGCCCCCCCGAGUGCCCCUUCGUGCAGAUCGACCACUACUUCUCCUGCCUGCUCUCCUGCGUCGCCAAGGAGGAGUGCGGGGUGGUCUCCUUCGGCACCAACCAGGGCCACGUGGGCGCCCGGAAUCCGACCCGGGUGUACGGGAACAACAUCACGAUGCAGUGCGAGGCCUGUCCCCAGGACCGGGGGUGCCUGGAGUGUCCGAUGGACAUGGCCCUGAUCGAAAAGUAUGCGGGCAACAUCACCGCCGGGACCCCGACCGACGCCACGGCCGGGCACAUCAGCAUGCAGCACACGACGAGCGGCAAAAUUCUGGGCGCCUUUUUCACCGAGAACGUGAUUUCGGAGGCGAUUUCCAACCUGGGGCGGACCGACGACACCAACGACGGGACCACGACGACGUGGGAAGAGUUGCUGGUCGCCCCCCGGACGUGCCUGCAGUGCCAGGAGGGCUACACGCUGCUCGCGGGCCUGAACUACUGCAUGUACAAUGCGUAUGCGAGCGGCGUCGUCAUUAGCUUCGUGAUGAUCCUCCUCUGUUUCCUCGUGGGACUGCUCUUCUACGGCUGCUGCAAGGUGCCCGGGGACGAGAACUACGAGUACCACAAGGCCGCCGGGCUGCAGCACCGCGGGCGGCUGAUCCCGCGCCCGGUGGAGAACCCGAACACGUACUACAGCUUUUUCAAGACCCGGAUCCACUCGGAGAACAUCGCGGGCCCGGGGUUCGCACUCUACUUCAACUCCCUCAUCGGGCUGUUCGUCUACGCGCUGGUCUUAUGACACCGCACAACUCCCCCUCCCCAUCAUUUGUCAUGCAAAAUGCCCAAUCCAUAUCGAUUUCGAUCCACCAUCUGCCUCGUGGCACUGUUUGCAUGACAAGUUCUGGUACUAGCCCAAAUAGCACUACACUCGUUGGCAAAUUUGUCAUGCAAAACCGGCAUUCUUGCUGAUGCUUGUAUUGCCGUUCAUGCUAUACAAAUGAGGGGGACGGGGAGUUGUGCACAUUCAUAGGUCUCCUUCCUCCUCGUCUACGCGUGGCUGAACAACCACCACGCGGUGGUGCUCAUGUCGGAGAUGCGGAUAUCCUGUGCAAAAGUAUCGUACUCGUAGCAAUCGCAGUCGUGCAUUACAAAUCUUCACCCCAAGGCGAAACAGCAUGACAAAUUCCAUUUGUAAUGCUGAGCUAAUUUGUAUUGCAAUUACUACUAGUACGAUACUUUUGCAGUUCAUAGCGGAAGUCGUGCGCGGAUUUCCAUAUGGCGUUCUCAAAUCAGUUUUUAUACGAUUCUCAACUGUUACACGAAAUAUUAAUAUUUGUCAUGCAAAAUUUAUUCCGUAAGCCUAAGCUACCAGACGAUCAAGCUAAAUUGCAUGACAAAUGCUCAAAGGGCUAUUAAAGAACAGCAUCUGUCGUUGUGCCAAAUUGGUGGUGCAAGAGUUCUUGCAAGCAACAUUAUUGAACAAGUAGAAGGUCGCCCCUUCACUGUUGCUGUUCUUGCAUUUCUACAUACAAAUUCAUGUACUGGCAGUUGAAAAUAUAAAAGCGUUUGAGACUCCUCCAUAUUCAAAUCCGCCACGCUCGGGCUGCGCAUGCACACGCUGCAGUCCGAGUACGCCGUGAACUGCUUCGACGUGUGCUGCCUCCUGACCGUCUGGACGAUGGUGUACACCCUCGGGCUGGAAACGGUCCAGCGGUACUGGGCCGCGAACUUCCAGAAGGAGAACGCGUGCAUGCCCAACUACGUGAUGAAGCUGCGCGGGUUUCCGCCGGACGCGGUCGACCCGAGCGAGAUCCAGGCGUGGCUGGAGCUGGAAAUUUUGAAGUUUGUGCACCAGGACGAGGACCUGGACUACGUGCGGGAGCGGCUGCAACAGCGGAUCCGGCUGUACGAGGGGGAACUGCAGUCGGACGAGGAGGCGGACCAGAUCCGCGCCGACAUGCCGGUGCAGAUCUGCUACGUCAGCAUCGCCUACGACGUGUGGAACGUACCAAACCCGGACCUGCUCCGCAACAUCCUGGAGCGGCACACGGUGAUCAACGACUGCGAGUACGGGAACUACAGUCUGGACCGGGUCUACGGGACCAAGACCGCCCGGAUCGACGCCAAGUUUUUCGAGGACAUUGACCCCGAGGGGGCGGCGCGGCGCGCGGAGAUCCUGCAGCGGUGGGACGACAAAGUCGCGGACUCCAUGCUCGCCGACUUCCAGAGCGACAGCGACUUGGAGAAGGAGCAAGCCGCGGCGGCGGCGACUAGGAGAACGACCGCCCGCGGUUUUGCGGCGAAGAAGACGAUGUUGGGGGCAAGAGCGAGUACUUCAAACGCAGAUGAAGAUGGUAAUGAGAAUGGAGCCGCGCGGGAGGUACUAGUUGCCACAAGAACUACAUCUUCUGCACAACAAAAGAUGCGGUCGGGUGCAGUAGUUGGGACGCCAGAUCAUGUUGGAAAGAACCUUGUUCUACGCGGUGAUGGAGCUCCUGCUGGUGGUCCUGCCAGCUCGUCCUCUAGAGCGGGCGGAACUGAAGUUGUUGCGCGCGUCGUUGACGUGUCCGACAGUGACCGCGAUGCCGCACUGUCUGCCGCUUUUCACCGACAAGAAAAUCACAACAACCUCCGGCCGCAACGAAGCGGCCGUGUUUUCUCCGAGUCGGAAGGCGAAACGCCGGCGAAGUUCGUCCCCCAUCAUCUUCCGGAGGGCGAGCACAUGGCGGGCCGGGAUAUGGGACGGGACACGGGGUCCAGCUCCCCCAUGCUGACCGACGAAGACGAAUCUGCAGCUGAUAGUACCAGUUUGCAGAUCAUGAGUGCGGAGGAAGUACCGCGGGGGCUGCAACUACCGGGGCCGCGAGGAGCGGAAGGUGGACUAGCAGGAUCAUCUCCUGCAGCUGCGGCCCAGCAGCACCAGCGCACCACAGUUGUUCCUGGCAUCAAUAAUUCCCUCACUGGCGGCGCUGCAGCAUCUACUUCAGCACCUCGCGCGUCUUCUUCUGUAAAAAAUCUGAAUGCUCGGGCCAGUUUGAGGGCAGCGGUGGCCUCGGGCGCAGCCGCACGCAGUCGCGCUUCAGCCGCAGUUGUGGCCGCUGCCACCGGCGUGCAACAGGACGUUAAUGUUGGGGGUCCUCGUGUUGAUCCAGCACAGAGCGAUCGCACUUCAUCUAACCAACAAGGUCCACCAGCGCUACAACAUGGUCCUCCUGCUACGACAUCACCGGAGAACAAUGAGGACAAAACAAAACUGUCAGACCGGUCUUCCGGUCUCCCCGCUAUCAGAAUCACGGCCUUGGGCGAGAAGAUCAGUGGCGCGGGAAUAUCUUCGGAAGUAGACAGAAACAACUCCGCCCGGCUCCUUGGGACGACUGCUACUGCCGCGGGGAAAAAUGAAACUGAGGACCCGCGGGUGCAGCAGCUGCGCGAGCACGUGAUGGAGGAGCAACGGCGGCUGCUGUUGUACGCCGACGAUGUCGAGCGGCAGGACCCGAUUUUUGACGAGGAGAUGCGGGAGGCGCGGCAGAUGGUGGAGAACCUGGAAGCGUCCGGCGAGGUGUAUGUCGUGGUGAAGACGGUGCGCGACCUGCAGAAUCUGUCCGAGAUGUUCGACUUGAGCGAGAAGGGGUAUGGGAUUCUCAAUUGUUACAUUCUCAACUGUUCCAUGAAUUUGUCAUGCAAAAGCACCAUCAUCAUCCUCACGAUCAAGCUGCUCCGCAUGACAAAUUUGCGAAGGCCUAAACCGCACUUAGAUCUGUGCGGAAUUUGUAAUGCUACAAGUGCAACCUUCGCCCUUGCACUUUUCCAGUUCUUGCAUCACAAGUUCAUGUAACAGUUGAGAAUGUAACAGUUGAGAACGCCAUAAGGGGAAGGGGGCGCUGCACCGACUGAAACUGAACAAGUCCUUACUGAUGAAAAAGGCGGGCAUACCAUAUGUAAAAACGUCCCCACCCCAUAGUCAAGAUGGGGAAUCGGCUAGACAAAUCCACAGAUCUUGGCUGUUUUGCAUGACAAAUUUGGUCUCGUAGCGUAGUGGUGUUUGAGGUUGUUCAGCAGCGUCACAGAUCCAGUAUAGCAUGCUGAUUGGAGCAUGACAAAUUUGAAAGCGCGAACAGAAAAUGCUUCUCAUGGGGCUGCGCAUGAGAAACAUUCUCAGCAUGCAGAUUUGCAUUACAACUAUGGGGUGGGCAUGUUUUUAAAUACGAUAGGGCACCAACGACAAGGAGGGGGAAAGAUUGAACCUGCAGUGGAAGUAUCAGAUGCAAAUAUGUAGUCUGGGUGGGGGUCUGGAAAGUUGUGAUGCAAGGAAGGGAAUACGAAUAGUAAGUGAGCACACUGUAGUAUUAAUGCGCUGCCAAGCAUGACAAGCUUUUCUGUGGCUCUGAGUUGCGUACUCCGCAUAAGAAAAAGAAACUGCGUUUUUGCAUGACAUGCUCUGAGUUGCGUACUCCGCAUAAGAAAUGAAAUGAAAAUGACAGGCAAGAGGAGCUCUUUGCGGUGACGCAACAUCACAGAGUUCAGAGUCAUGCCAGCACACUAGCGUGACAAAUUUCGCAAAAAUCUCCCAGACCCAGACAAAUUUUCCCUUUGAUAGGAAGGACGGGAAGAGCGAGAUCAAGGGCAGCCUGGUGUACGACCUGCCGAUCGGGCUCAAUUGGAACUACUGCGGGUGCAGCACGAAGGAGCGGGUUGUGAAGUCCACGUUCUGGGUGGGGCUCAUGGUGGGCACGUGGAUUGUCUACUUCGUGUUGACCGACAUCUACAGCGAGUACAUCAUAUCCUGUGCAAAAGUAUCGUACUCGUAUUGCAAUCAUGCAUUGCAAAUCUUUUUCUUCCGGCUGGUAGAGCGAUACGUUAGGGCGGGGCGUAGCUACAUACAUCAAUCAAUCAAAAAAGCGGCAAAUCCCCAUUACAAAUUUUUAUUUCAUUUCUCUUGCUGAAGCUGAGAAAUUUUGAUUUGUAAUGCAUUUAUACGAGUCGAGUGAGAUAGUACUUUUGCAGUUCAUACAUCACGGCCUACUUGAAGGUGCACGGCGAGGAGCCGACGAUAGAUGUCGGACUGUACGCGUCCACGCUGCUCGGUUCCAUGGGGGGCGUCGGCAUGGUGUUGGGCUUGUGCUUGAUCAACAUUUUCAGCAGGCAGAUGAUGUUCCAGAACGAGGACGAGCGGAUUUCCGUAUCCUGAGUAAAAACGUACCCACACCAGAGUCAAGAUGGGGAAUCGGCUAGACAAAUCCACAAGUUUUGGCUGUUUUGCAUGACAAAUUUGGAUUCGUAGUGUAGUGCUGUUUGAGCUAGCUCAGCAGCAUCAGAGAUCUAUCAUACCAUGCUGAUUGGAGCAUGACAAAUUGCAAAACACGACUAGAAAAAGCUUCUCAUGGAGCUCCGCAUGAGAAACAUUUUCAGCAUGCAGAUUUGCAUUACAACUCUGGCGUGGGUACGUUUUUACUCAGGAUAUUCCGCGGAGAUGCUUUUCAAUUCGAUGUUCAUUCUGCCGGCGUUUUUGGCGUACUACUUCUACGUCACGCCCCCGGGCUAUGGAUGUGUCAGAGUUGAAAUCGAUAAAGUUGAAAUAAUUUGUCAUGCAUAAAAUGGAUGCCAGUUGGAACCCAAUUUCCAAGUGGCGCAUGACAAAUUUCGGUAGUGCCUAAAUCCAGGCUGUCAUGCUAUUUAGGCAAAGAUGAGUGAUUUUUUCAUGCUACUUUAGCAGCUCGAGCUGUAACCCCAAACAGGCUUACAAUCGGCCUCACCUGCCUGCUCUGCAACACACGUAUUUCGCGCUAUACAUUUUAUGCAUGACAAAUUAUUUCAACUUUGUCGAUUUCAACUCUGACACAUCCAUACGGGCGUCUUCAUCGAGACGGACUUGUCUUGGAAGCGCGAACAGGACUCCGGGUUCGCCUACACCCGGGUGUGGGAGGCCGGGCGGGAGGACGAGCUGGCCCGGGUGCUGUACGACACGCAGUUCGCGCAGCUCAUCAUUUUCGUCUUCGUGGUGCCCUUCUUCUUGUACGACGGCUUGCACUGGCUGCAGCGCUGGCUCUGGCGCGCGUUCGGCAGUGCGAGCACCACGGUGCGGGACGCGGAGAUGUGGCUCGAGCCGACGGAGGUGACCAUUCCGGGGGAGUACGCGAACUCGCUGGUGACCACGUUCUGCGUCUCCAUCCAGCUGAUCUUACCAAAUGCAAAAAUGUCUGGUUCUGGAAGAUUGCGAGAUUUGUCGUGCUUGUCUGGCAUGAGAAAAAAGUUUGUGAUGCGUCUCCAAGAAGAGACCCUUUUGCAUGUCAUGCAAAAAUGCCGUUUCCAAUGCGAAAAACGCAACACAAAGAAGUGCAGAUAUUUCUCAUGCUUGGCUGUGCAUUACAGAGCAUUCACUAUUCCCAACACAGCAUUACAAGUUUCCAGACCCAGCAGACAUUUUUGCAUUUGAUAGAUCUUCAUGCAGAACCACAGCUAUUCGAUCUACCAGUGGCUGGUGGUGUACGCCUUUUGGUACUACAUGUGGCAGCGGUACUGCUUCUUGAAGUGUUCCAAACCGCUGCCCAUUGCGACCUACCGCGUGGACAGCAACGCCACCUGGCAGUUUUUGUUCAUCGUGUUCAUGUACGGCAUGCUCGCGAGCUACUGGAACAACCGCGCCUCGUUGUCGGAAAACGAGGAGCACGAGCUUAUCUUUCAGUCCAAGGACCUGAUCAACCACGGGCUGCUUGGCCUCGCCUGCGUUUUGGUCAACUUGAUCCUCUUCGCCCUGUUGGAGCACUUCUUGUUGCGCAACCUCGACUCGGUUUUCGGGCACAGCGCGGAGCUGAAUCCGACGGAAUAUGACGCCGUGGAGCGCGCGGAUUCCUACUCGUACUUGAACACCAACCCGGGCAUGGUGCUCAAGUCCUGGUUCGGGCUCGACGAGACGCAAUUUCAGUACUGCGGAGAAAACAAAUAUCCACAGGAAAAAAGAAAUUACCGUAUUACACGACCUACAAAGUACAUAAAGAUGCAUGCUGGCACCAGCAAUAAAGCUGUUCGUCCUCUUCGUUCUCAGCAUGAAGACGAUUCCAACCUCAUUCAGCAGCUCAAGCCUCCUGCUGUAGGUUGCUCCUGAAGUAGUAGAGAUUUAAAUUUGAUGAUGAUGUGAUUGUGAUGCUCGUUUUUGUACCUAGAUGUAGUUUGCGGUAAAUUUGUCUUCCAUAACAAGCUGGACAACGCGUGGCGUUACAAAGACCUCAAACUGUAUUCCAUGGGAAAGGAGUACCUGUACGACCAGCGCCACAACCGGGGCCAGCGGGUUAUGGGAGUCUCAAGCGGUACAUUCUCAAUAGCUAUAUAUGACUUGCAAGAAUAUUACCAAUAAAAGUGAAAGGGGACACGGGAACCUCCUUACGCGCCUUGCAUUACAACAAAUUUCGCACAGAUGUCCGCGUUGCUGUUUGGCUCUUUGAUGCGAAUUUGUCAUGCGAAGUAGCGCGAUCGUGUCACGCUCGCGUCGGUGCUCAUGAUUGUACUAGUUUUAUUGCAUGACAAUGACAAAUCAUGAAGACCACAUCAUCUACUUGCAGUUCUUGAGAAUGUAAGGGUUGAAAAUCUGAUACGGGUGUUUCUGGAGUACUGGACGGGGCAGGAGCACGAAGAAGCGUGGAACCUUCUGGUGACCUGCUGCUGGCCGUGCCACAACUACCUUCGCUACGGGUUGCUGGUCGCGGCCUUCCUGGUCAUUCUCCUGGUCUUUCUCGCCCUGCUCGGGUUCGCCUCGGGCUUCGUGGCGCUGCUCGGCGGCCUGUACAGCCUCGGGUCCUUCAUUUUCUUGUGCCUGUUCUGGGGCACGUUGGGGUACUUCAUGCACGACGACAAGCUGUAUGACCGGAGCCGGCGGGGGAAGGGCGUGUCCCGGGGCACCGUCCGAAGGGGUCGGUUUGAGUCCGGCGUGCUGGUCGGGCAGCCGGCGCGGGCGGGCGACGAUUUGUACAGGGCGUCGUUCGGCGAGGUGCUUUCCGAUGAGGAGUACCAGCGGCGGCGGCAACGGAAGACGCAGUGGCGGGAACGAGACCAGAGGCGGACCACGGUGGCGGACUACAAUAACAACAAUUUCAUCGGCGGGGCGACUGCUGGCAUUGCUGCUGGGGAUAAUCUUAAUCUAGUUCACAGGAACAGCAUGUUGCGCGGCACAACUGUAGUUGAACUGCGGCGCAGCAAAGGAGCGGGGGCCCCUGGAACUGCUGGUCCUGGAACUGCUGCUACCGCGUCCGCUUCCGGCUACCAUUCCGCCCGUGGAACGCUAGCAGGAGGAGGUGCAGGUUUGUUUAAGGAUCUACAGAUGAAUAAAGAAUUCGGUGCUGCUCCCGGCGGUAUUAAUCAAGUAGAGCAGCAUGGUAGUAGUUCUAAUAAGGCUAACAUCGUCAAGAGCAGGCCCGGUGGGUACGAGCAGCUGUCGAUCAAACGGCAGGCCUCGGUGAUGGGAAAGCUCGACCAGACGCCGGACGUGCGGAAAAAGCUGAAGAACUUUCUGAAAAUAAGGGGCCAGCGACUGCAAGAAAAAAAGGAACGAGAGGAGCAGAAGAAAGACAAGGAGCGCGGAGGGGGAGCAGGAGGUGUUGAACUAUUAGGAACAAAUAUUAAACAGCAGGACAAUAAUAUCGUCAACAAUAAAGGAGCGCCAGCACCUCCGCCCGCUUCGUUAGGAGGUCUUGGCAAGAAGCUGAAGAAGUUUCAUCAGCUUCAUCACAAACCCGCGGCCCCGCCGGACGGGGUUUUGCACCCUGCGCCGGCUAGUGCUGGCCCCGCACUACAGCACCAGAGCUAUUAUUCGUCGAUGACCGCCAGCCAUUCGUCACUGAGCGGGGAAGAGCCGGGCAGUGCGGAUUCCAACCACAGCGCCCCCGGGCGCAGCGGUAAAAAUAAAAACGUGAAGACGCGAGCGAGCUUUGGUGGUCGAGGUAAAGAAGAGAGAUCAGGUGGCAAGAUGGAUAACUCAACAACGUCUUCGCAUAAGAAAAUGGAAAGAAGAUCGACGUGAUAGGCCGUGUGAAGCUGAAGGUUGACUGAGAUCCUCUUUUGAGUACUUUUACUUUUUCGAUCUUACUUACAGGCAUACAUGUUGUUUCAUCGUGUGAUGAUAGAUAAUCAUACCUGCUGCAUGAUAAAUUGGUUAUGAUGUCUCCUGUAUUUUUUCCCAAAAUUUGCACGAUUUUUUUUCUUCUAUUUUUGUUGGCUACGGGAUUUCUUGGUUUGUUUCUGUUUGUGUGUAGUACUAAAGACCGGCUGCACGACUUGACGGCGCCCUGAGGGCGACCGUCUUUGCUCAUCGCGAGCGGACGAGUAAUUCUUGAGCAAUGAGUAUGCCGCGUUUUUUUUUCUUUUUGCACAUAAUCUUAAUCAGUUUCAGUAGCCGCACACACAAGCGAGACGGUGCUUCAUAAUUUUCGAUCCCCAAGUAGAAUACCAAGAGAACGAUCAUGAUGGCAAAAAUAUCUUCUCUUAAUGUCGGCUAGUAAAUGUCAAAUCUGUACCUGAUUCGCCGGAAUUGUCAUGGACGGUCACACUCUCCAUCAACA